CAGCUUUAUCAGUGCGGUGACCACAUCACCGCAAGUGACGGCACCACAGAUUGGCAGUCACCAUGAUCGUCUCGCUGGCUCUACUGGCCCUGGUUGCCGGAUGCGACGCCCUCGCCACGCAGCAAGUGCUGCUGGAUGAGCCAUCGGUGGAGGGUCGCAAGCCCAACUUUCUCUUCAUCCUGACGGAUGAUCAGGACCUGCGCAUGAACUCGCCGGCGUAUAUGCCGCUCACGCAGGCGAAAAUCAAAGAAAAGGGAACCGAGUUUCAGAAUCAUUUUGUGACUACGUCUUUGUGCUGUCCGUCGCGCGUGAGUCUCUGGACGGGCCGACAAGCGCAUAAUACCAAUGUUACGGAUGUGAAGCCGCCUUAUGGGGGGUAUCCUAAGUUUGUCGCGCAAGGGUUUAACGAUAACUUUCUCCCGGUGUGGCUGCAGUCCGCGGGUUACAACACUUUCUACACGGGGAAGCUGUUCAACGCGCAUAGUUUGUGGACGUACAAUGCGCCGUUUGUGAAUGGGUUUAAUGGCUCCGAUUUUCUUCUCGAUCCGUAUACGUAUUCUUAUUGGAACUCGACUUAUCAGCGAAACCAUGAGCCGCCGCGCAGCUACGAGGGACAAUACACUACGGAUGUGAUGCAGCAAAAGGCGUUGGGGUUGUUGGAGGAUGCACUAGACAGUGACUCGCCCUUCUUUUUGACGGUCGCGCCGAUCGCGCCGCACACGAAUAUCGAUGUGGAGGGAGUGGGCGAGGGCGCCCCGAAGAUGACCGAGCCGCUGCCAGCGCCGAGGCACGCGCAUUUGUUUGCUGAUGCGAAGGUGCCGCGGACUCCAAAUUUCAAUCCUCUCAAGGACUCGGGCGCCGGAUGGGUCGCGACGGUGGAACUGCAGAAUCAAACGGUCAUUGACUACGAAGACCAUCUCUAUCGACAGCGUCUGCGCGCCUUGCAGGCCGUGGAUGAAAUGGUAGAUGCGUUGAUCACGCGGCUGGGAAGUAGCGGUCAGAUCGACAACACCUAUAUUAUUUACAGUGCCGAUAACGGCUAUCACAUUGGCCACCAUCGGUUACCGCCGGGCAAGACGACCGGUUAUGAAGAGGAUAUCCGCGUGCCGUUUUACAUUCGCGGUCCCGGCGUGCCAGAGGGAGAGAUCGUUGACCGUGUCACCACUCAUAUUGAUAUUGCGCCGACGCUGUUCGAGUUGGCUGGGGUUCCCUUGCGAGAGGACUUUGACGGGACGCCGAUGCCGGUGUCGACCAAAAAGUCCGAGUCCAUCCUGCAUGAGCAUGUUACCGUUGAAUUUUGGGGACAUGCGGUGCUGGAGGGGGAUUAUGGGUCUAUUGGACACGGAGGAGCGUUCUUCAUGCCGAACAAUACGUACAAGUCGGCGAGAAUCCUGUCGGAAGAGUAUAACUUGUACUACUCGGUGUGGUGUGACGGUGACCACGAGUUGUAUGAUUUGUCGACGGAUCCGUACCAGAUGAACAACAUCUACUAUAAGUUAAACUCCAUGCAAUUGCUGGGCCGACCUCUUUCCCGCGUGAUUGAUCGGGUUGAUGCACUCCUCCUGGUGCUGAAAUCAUGCCAAGGCCACACUUGCAUCCAGCCGUGGCGAGUGCUGCAUCCGGACGGGUCGGUAGACAGCCUAAGGGAUGCACUGCAUCUGCAGUACGAUGCUUUCUACACCAACCAGCCCAAGGUAUCAUAUUCAGCAUGCGAGAACGGAUACCUCAUUGCGGCCGAAGGACCGCAGGUGGGAUUACAAUAUCGCGAUGGAUUGAGCUGGGAGGCGUGGACUUGAUAAUACGAGUUAUGAUUGUCAUGAAUAUCUGUACAUAAACAGUGUAGAUGGAUACCAGAUACG
Aspergillus ibericus CBS 121593 is the source of this 1859-nucleotide messenger RNA. RefSeq names its product sulfatase family protein. Gene Ontology annotation, molecular function: arylsulfatase activity; glycosaminoglycan binding; N-acetylglucosamine-6-sulfatase activity. Bases 63 to 1796 code for a protein of 577 amino acids. The record is from RefSeq and is a predicted model, not a curated record. Lineage: Eukaryota; Fungi; Ascomycota; Eurotiomycetes; Eurotiales; Aspergillaceae. The transcript is spliced from 5 exons. Gene Ontology annotation, biological process: phenol-containing compound metabolic process.